Psilocybe cubensis is the source of this 1179-nucleotide messenger RNA. RefSeq lists its product as uncharacterized. Bases 1 to 1179 code for a protein of 392 amino acids. The transcript is spliced from 5 exons. NCBI's taxonomy places the organism in Eukaryota, Fungi, Basidiomycota, Agaricomycetes, Agaricales, Agrocybaceae. The record is from RefSeq and is a predicted model, not a curated record.
AUGGCUACCUUUCCCGAACUCGUCGACGAUUUCUUAAUCUCCCUCGCAGAACUCCCUCUAGAUGCCAGUCGGGAGGAUGUAAAUGUCGCACUUUUCGAUUGCUUUCGAUCUGAGCAACAGCUGCGCCAUUGGUUUGCGCAGUUCCGGCAGCACCCAAAGCUCACUGCAGACCCUUAUUUAGGUCUGAUUGAUAUUUUUGAGCUCCACGACAAUGUCCUUCGAUCCCGCCCACGCUCAGAGACGGAAGCUGUCUAUGUUUGGUCAUUUUCCGACGGGAGUACUGAGGAAUUUCCGACCCGCCAUCUUCUGCCACUGGGUCCCGACAUGCUGAGGCCCCGUGGUAGCCGUGCUAUUGUUCCAACACUCGAAAUGUUUCAAAGAAACUUUGAAGUCUUUACUCAUGGCGCCUUAUCAAGAUUACCUAACUGGGACAAUAUGGCUGUAGCUGGGGGUUCGGUUUUGGGCUGUUUAUCACCUCCUCUGAGCUCUUCUACCACCAAUUUUGAAUUAAAUGAGCUAUAUCAGUCAUCCGCUUACCAAGGCUCCGACAUUGACCUGUUCCUGUACGGGAUCACUCACAGCGAGAUCUAUGAUCCAGACCUUCCCAGCUAUCCGCAGGGCCUCUCACUUCUCUUAGUUGGUGAGCUAGAGAUUAAAAGGCCUGCACACUACGUCAAUCUUCAUCAGAAGGCUCCCAGAGUUCCAAGGUCAAGACGUCUACCUGGGCCUGUUACUAUACAGACGGCGGAUUUGAAGGAGCUACUUUAUUCUAAUAAUUAUGAAUAUUUCCGGGUGCCAUACUUUGAAGGAAUUAACGCUCUCAAAAUUCACCAGAUGGUUCAAAGUUUUGACAAAAAAGCGAAUUCGAAAUACAACAAGGCCAACGAACAUCGAAAUUUACACAGACAUGCCGUGUUCAGCAGAAAUAUGAUGGAAUGCUUGGGCGAUUUCUGUGUGAACUGUCCUAGUCCUCAAAAUGCCGACGAAGAGAGGAUGAUACAGAACGAAGUGAUGUAUAUCCGCGGACCAGCACGGUUCAUUGAGUCCGACCCAGGACGACAGAUGAUAGGAAGCUUUAAUCCAAUCACUAUCGACGACUGGACGGAGGGGGCGUACAGGGUUGCACACGAGUUGUCCCAGGCUAGCGAGGAAGAUGUUCCAAUGGAGGAGUCUAACUAA